This is a messenger RNA of Cylindrotheca closterium, 645 nucleotides long. The record is from the annotation of a GenBank genome assembly. NCBI's taxonomy places the organism in Eukaryota, Bacillariophyta, Bacillariophyceae, Bacillariales, Bacillariaceae.
AUGCCGCCUAGGGUUAUACGAGUCUCAGAACAAGCCGAUCAAUUGACCUAUUGGGCACUGUUGGGAGCCUUGGGACAUGCGAGUGGUCACUUUCUUCUAUCCAAUGCCAAGCGAUACCAAUUCUUGCCUCCCGGUGAUGUCACCUUUCUCGACGACCUCAGACAGAGCUCUUUUUUGGUCGGAUUGGGCAAAGCGGGUCCUGGAUAUCCCUUGUUUUGGAUUCCCUUGGUAAAGACCUACAUGCGAAAUACAGCUGGAAACCGUGUAGCGCUCAUUGCUCUGCUCAUCAAUGUCGGCAGUCUGAUUGUGCCAUCCCGCUUUGGGUUCUCCUACACUCAAGCCGUCUUGUUUGGUGGAAUGAGUAUAGACCAAAUCUUCUUUGUACCGCACGAGAAGCAACAAACUUUGGAAUACGCACUUUGGCCUCUGAUGACGACCUUGCCGAAUGGAGCCUGGGCCUGGUUCGAGUGUAUGGCGUGUAGCACCAAUCCAUGGAUGAUGCAAUAUGGCCACAUUCUCUACGAUGCAUAUAUGGUAUCUUCUUACACUCUCUUCUACUUGUUCUUUUGGUGGAUGGAAUACCGAAAACAACAACAACAACAACAACCUGGUUUGGAUGUUGUUGAUGCCAAGAAGGUGAUGUAA